Molecule: messenger RNA, 2553 nt
Organism: Schistosoma margrebowiei
Lineage: Eukaryota; Metazoa; Platyhelminthes; Trematoda; Strigeidida; Schistosomatidae
Source: the annotation of a GenBank genome assembly
AGAAACUGUACUAUCUCGAAUUGUUUGACUGUUUUAGUGAAUCCUACGUUGUAGCUGAUUGAUUGACUGACGCGUAGAAACUAAUUUGAUUCAAACAAUACUAUUGAAUAUUCAAUGUCAUUUAAUCUUCAUCAAAUACAUUAUACAUCUAUAAAAACAACCAUUAGAAAUUCUGCAAAACUUUUAUUACCAUCUAAGGCAUUAUCUAACAAACAUUAUAAAAGUAAAUUAAUUGUGGCAGAUACUACUGGUGAUAUACAUUCAUUUCAAUAUAUUAAUGGAUUAAAGCAUACGAAAUUUUCUGUGGAAUCACCAAUUACAUGUAUUUGUAUUGGAACAUAUCAAAAUAAUGAGAAACAACGUAUUAUUAUUGUUUGUCAUAAUUUUAAUAUAUCUGGAUUUACAUUAAAAGGAAAACCACUUUUUGAAUAUCCCUCAACUAUUCAAGGUCAUGUGAAUUCAAUGUUUAUACAAUCUACAAAUAUUUAUUAUACUGUAGGAUGUAUGUAUCAACAAUUAACAAAUUUUAAAGAUACUGAAUUUCUUUUAUUACCUGAUAUUAUUACAAGUAUAUAUGUGAUUAAUAAUGAUGCUACAUGUUCAAUACCACUUGUUGUUCUUGCUUGUAAAGAUAAAUUAAUACGUAUUUUGAAAAAUGGUGUAUUGUUAUGUGAAUUGGAAAUUUCUAGUUCACCAGUCUACCUAAAUAAAGCGCAUAAAAGUUAUCCUUCAAAUUAUUUAAUGUAUGGAACAUCAGAAGGUUAUUUUGGUCUUUUUCAAGUGACAAGUGAAAAUGUCACAAGAAUAUGGGAAGCCUCAUCAAAAUUUGGUACCAGUGAAAUUCUAUCACUGGAACAUUAUGAUAUGUUGAAUUAUGAUGAUAACAAAAACAAUAGCAAUGAUGAUGAUGAUGUUGAUGAUAGUGAAAAUACUGAAGAGAUAUUAAUUGUUGCUUUUACAAGUGGAAGAAUCGAACUGUAUAAAUAUGAUCAAUAUAAAUACCCAUUACUGAUGUAUGAAACGAACGUAAAUUAUCACUUAACAUCCGUGAUGGCUGGUCGAUUUUCUAAUGUAAAUUAUCCGGAACUUUUAUGCAUUACAUAUACUGGUUUGAUUUUUGGUUUAACUACACAACCAAUCAGAAAAGAAACAUUCUUCGAUCAACCUGACGUAAUGGAACUUCAAUUUAUGUCAAAAAUGGAUAAAUUAAAUGAAGAAAUUUCAAAUUUAGAAAAUCAAUUACAAUUAAUGAAAUUGAAUCAAAAACAAAAUGAAAAAGACCAAAUUAUUUUAAUACCAUUAGAAUUAGAUUAUAAAUUUUAUUUAAAUAAAGAUCUAUCUGUAUAUUGUUUAAAUAUAGAAACUCAAAUAUCAAUUGAUCAUAUAUUAAUACAAAGUAAUUGUCCAAUUGAUUUAUUUGAUAUUGAAGAGAAUACAGCUGUAAGUAGUUCAAGUGAAUGUACAAAAGAUGACGGGAAUGCAUUAUUAACAACGUAUCGGUGCCAAGUAAAUACAACACGGUUUGACAUUCAAUUUCGUACAGUUGAAGGUCAUUACGGUCAUGUAUCUGUGUAUGUAGUACCAAAAAUAAAUUUAUCAAAUAUGGUUACAUGUAAAUGUAUUAAGCUAUUAAUACAUCCGUUAUCAUUACAUUGUUUAACUCAUCAUAUAGAAGAUGAACCGUUAAAAAGAUAUUGGAACAGUUUACAACUAACUGGUAAUUUCUCUUUAGCGGAAAUGCAUAAUUGGUUAUCUAUGUGUUUACCUGAAACACCUGAAAGGCCUACAUUAAUUAAUUCGGAUACAUUUCAAGGUGAUAAUAAUGACAAUCGAGAUGGUGAAGAAUCUGCCCAACUAUUCUAUAAAUCAAUUUAUCUUAAAAGUCAAUUGAAAUGCGUUUAUGCAAAAGGUUAUGCUAAUCUCCAGUCGGACAAUCUCUCUACAAUUGCUAUAUUGAAAGAUGUCUUAACUAAAGAAGCUACUAGAAAGAAAAUUCAAUUAUCAAUCAACUUAGAUAUUCAAAUGGAUAGUAUAGAAUAUAUGUUAAGAAUGAUUGAUACCAAACUAGUUUAUCUUAAAGAAUUAGAAAAGAAAGUAAAAUUAAUCAAACCAAUAACAGAGUUAAUUUCAAAUGAAAUUCAAUCUAUCCAUAGAGAUAAUUGUUUAUUUAAACAAAUUACUCCAAAUGAUAAUCCAUUACCAUCAGAUUAUUUUCCAUUAGAAUAUGUACAAAUAUGGAAAGAUUCAAAUAAAUUAAAACAAGAAUUCAAAUAUCAAUCAUGUCAAUUAAAUAGAUAUUAUGAGUGUAUUGUCAGUCUCUACAUUGAUAAAUAUCGUUUUCAAGGGAGAGAUGUAAGCUAUAGAAAGGAUGAUUUAUUUAAACUAUUGGAAAAUUAUAAUCUGGAUAAAUUAAUUGAAUAUUUUAACCAAGAACUAUCUGUAUAAAAUCUGUUUUUGUUUGUUUGUUUUUUUUAUUAUUUUUUGAGCGAUAUCUUUAUAUUUAUAUGCUUGUAAUGAUUGAAUUUUAUGGUAAAUACAUUAACUUAAUACUGA